AUGCCGUCGUUACUGGUGGUCAUCUUCGUGUUGGAGCUGGCGGUGCAGCUUAUCAACACCAUCGGCGCAACGACGAUCAACAAUUUGAUAUGGCGAAUCUACCUCUCCCUCCCAACACCGCUCGCGAAGCAGUACACCGAGCAGCGAAAACUACAAAAGAAUUACCUGGUCGUGCGCCAUGACCUCAACGCGACAAGCAGCCAGGACGAGUUUGCCAAAUGGGCGAAGCUGCGCCGGCAGCACGACAAGUUGCUAGAGGAGCUGGAGAAGAAAAAAUCCAACCUCGACGCCUCGCGCACAACCUUCGACCGCUACCUAACCGGCGUCCGCCUCAUCUCAACCCGCGGCGCACAAUGGCUGCUCCCCAUGUGGCACGGCAAAACGCCCAUGUUCUGGCUCCCCUACGGCUGGUUCCCCUACUACAUCGAGUGGUUCGCGUCGUUCCCGCGCGCGCCGCUGGGCAGCGUCAGCAUUGUGAUGUGGCAAUCGGCAUGCACGGCCAUUCUGACGCUGGUGAUGAACACGGUGGUGGGCAUCUUGGGGCUUGUUGCGGCGAGCCGGCAGGCGGCGCAGGAGAAGAAGAGGAAGCAAAAGCAGAAGGAGAAGCCGGUACCUGCUGCGGCGGGUUCAGGGAAUGACGAGGGGAAGAAGGAAUUAAUCAAGUCCCUCCUCAUCUUUUUCGGCCCCAUGCUUCUCCCCAAAGCCAUCAGCUACUACCGCCGCGCCCGCGCCGCCCCGCGCGCCCACGGCCUCACCAUCCGCCCCCUCCCACCCCGCAUCACCCGCGCCGUCGCCAUCCUCCUCGCCGUAGCAACCGUCUUCCUCCUCCGCACCCUCCCCCCCUUCGCCCCCGAAAACAUCUUUCGACUCACCCAAUCCCGCCUGCAAAUCCCCGCCGACGUCCUCUUCAACCGCCUCGCCGCCCUCCGCCCAGACCACACCCUCACCCUGCGAGACCUCCAACUCCGCGCGAAAUUCGCCUCCCUCGAAUCCCGCCUGCUCUACCUCCAACACGGCCCUUCCGUGCUCGCGACAUGCCCCUUCUGUUCCUCCGAUGACCCCCGGUCGUACUUCUAUUACGCCCUCCCCGACCUGCUGACGCCACACCUGUUUAACCUCACCCUCAUCGCCCUCGUAACAUCUACCUUAUUCACGGCUUCCCGGACAGCGUCCUCCUGGCGUCGCGUGGCCACCCUGACGGCCGCCGCCCUCGCACUGGCCGAUUGCUACUGGGUUUCCUCGUACAACCCGCACGUCCACAACCCGCGUGCGUUGAGGCUCAACGAAAUCGAUUUCUUCUUCUGGACCGCGCGGGCCGUGCGCUUAGGCGGGCUAGCCACGCUGGAUAUCCUGCUCGCGCUAGCGCUCUACCUCUCCGGCACGCGCCGGGCGUUUGUACGGCCGCCCUCUGCAGCAGAUCGCGUGGAAAGAACAACAGCGGCGUUGCUGGGUGCGAAGAGGAGGAUGAAUGCGGCCGGGGUGGUGAAGAAUACGGUGGUGAGGGAUGAAGGGUUGCGGGGGAGGAGUGUGGCGUAUUGGACGCAUGAGGCGAGGUUGACGAGGGAGAUGAUGGAGGAACGGGAGGUGGUGGAGGGAGUGAAGGAUGCGUUGGCGAAUCGGAUUGAUAUUGGAGGGGUGGAGAGGGAUGCGGAGGCUUAUGCGAAGGCGGUGCUGUUGCCGUUGGCUAAGGAGGAUGGAGACAUGGCGAUGAUACACAAGACCCGGUCCGCCCACCUUAGAAAUAUAUUUGGGUUCCUGAAUUCUGGUAAUACCACUUUAUUUUACCACAUCCGCUAG
This is a messenger RNA of Dichotomopilus funicola, 1797 nucleotides long. RefSeq names its product putative chorismate synthase protein. The coding region runs from base 1 to 1797 and encodes 598 amino acids. The record is from RefSeq and is a predicted model, not a curated record. Gene Ontology annotation, biological process: tail-anchored membrane protein insertion into ER membrane. Gene Ontology annotation, cellular component: GET complex. The transcript has 5 exons. NCBI's taxonomy places the organism in Eukaryota, Fungi, Ascomycota, Sordariomycetes, Sordariales, Chaetomiaceae.